Mytilus trossulus (common blue mussel) is the source of this 3729-nucleotide messenger RNA. Its product is annotated as inversin-like. Lineage: Eukaryota; Metazoa; Mollusca; Bivalvia; Mytilida; Mytilidae. The coding region runs from base 469 to 1458 and encodes 329 amino acids. Gene Ontology annotation, molecular function: protein binding. The record is from RefSeq and is a predicted model, not a curated record. The transcript has 5 exons.
CUUUUGAUAUUAACCGGUACAAAUCUAGGAGAAAAAAAUAAUUUAAAUUCAACGAAAGUGCUUAAAAGUCAAUAAUGAAAUACAUGUAGAUUUAAAAUGUAUUUCGUUACUAAGUUUGACUAAAGUUAUUAAUGAACUUCUUAGCCCAUGUAGGUAUAUAAAAAUAAUUAACUUGGAGACUAGCCAUUGUUUAUGUCGUCAUAAAUAACAACACUAGGUUAGGACGGAGACAGUUUACCUCACUACAGUAAACUUGUGAUGCGGAUAAGGUUGAGUAAUGAAAUGAUUUAUACUUUAUCUGACGGGAAGACAACCUAGUCAACGUAAAAAUCAUAUUUUAUUAUUAAUAAAACCAUUGUUGGAUAUAGACAAAAAGUGAUAUUUGUCAGGUGGGGAACUUUCUAUUUGCUCAGAUAAAGCAUACAUUACUUGAUCAAAGCGUUUGAAUAAAGCUAAGUGAACUGAAAAAUGUUUCAAAAAAAUCCAAAAGAAAAGUCAUCUGACACAGUCGAUAUGGCAUUUGGAAAACCAAGAAGACGAAGUUCGAGCGUAUCAAUAUACAAACCCGAUAAAAUGACAAGCCCUGUCGUUCGACAAAGACGUAGAAGCUCAAGUAUCACAGUGCAAGCUAAAUUGUCCGCUGAGGGUGCGCCAAGUCCACUGUCAGGGGCAAAUAAAAGGCGUGGCAGUAAUGUAUCCUUGUCUGCAGAUGGUUUGUCGAAUCCCAAUGGGUCGGGGUAUCGAAGACGAAGUUCUAGUAUGUCUCUUCACGACUUAACGAAAAACGUUCAUAAUAUUGAACAGCUUCAAAUGUUACAUGCUGUAUAUCAAGAUGACACGGAUCAGGUUUGGGAAUUACUCAGUUCUGGUUCUGAUCCCAAUCUUAUCGGAAGUGAAGGGUCGCCAUUAUUGCAUAUAGCUGUUGAAAGCGGAAAUGAAGAAAUGGUGAAAGUUUUGCUCAGUUCUGAGAAAUGUAAAGUUGAUAUUGAGGAUGUGUUUGGUCAAACACCGAUGAUGAAAGCCACAAUAUUUGAUGACGUUUCUAUCAUGAAGAUUCUACACAAAGCAGGAGCCAAUUUAGACAGUGUGGAUAAAACAGGGAAAACUGCAUUACUGUCGUGCUUAAUAGACGGGAAGUCCCAGGCUGCAAGAUAUUUAAUUAAACAUGGAUGUGACGUCAAUAUUGUAGAUGAUUUUGGCCAAAGUGCACUUUACCAGACGAUAAAUAACAAACAACCUAACUGUGUGAAAACUGUGCAGCGAUUAAUGAAAGCAGGGUAUAAACUUGACAAAGACAAGAAAUGGAUGGAGGAAGACGGCUUUGAUAUCAGAAUUAUCCAUACGAGAGGAUUAUGUAGAAAACUUUUGGGGAAAUUUAGAAGUAGAAUGAACAAAAUCAAAUCGGACAGGUCUGCAUCUUCCGGGGUUCGUCGACGUAUUCUGACAAUAUAUGAUUGACAUUUUUGUGUAAUUUUAUGUUUAUUUGACCGACAUAAAUGUGUAAUUUUUAUGCAUAUUUAUGAUUUAAUGGACAUGUUUUUCCCCAAGACAUCUUUUGGAUAUCAUUGAUAUUUGUUUUGUAUUUUUACACUGUAUCUUCCUAACUUGUUAAGAGAUCUAAGUUCUACUUCUAAGUUUUUAUAAUUUUGCUUUUCUCUAAUAAACAUCAGCUUAUUUUCAUCAUUAGUAUUAUUUCAGAGCAACACGGACCUUUCAAUCUUUUUCGCGGUAUAAUACUUCUUUUAUCAAAGUUAGUAAUUUUGAUACUAGAAUUUUGAAACUAGGUUGAAUCAAAUUAUCACGAAGUAAGUCAAAGGCAAUCAACUUAAAUGCACUUUUAUGCACUUUUGUUCGCCAUUACUUUGAGCAAACAAGUUCCCGUAAAAUUAAGACUUAACUUAGACUUUGAUCAAUGUAGACGAAAAACGUGGACAAAUAAAAAUAAUAAAAUCCAUGAUAAAACUAAACUUUGAAUAUACGAACCGCUUUUAGUUUUUGAUGACGCUUACUAUUUAGUAAAUAUAAAACUUUGAAUAAUUAUACGAACUGCUUUUGAUUUUAAAAUCUUUAUAGCUCCGCUCAUAUAUCUGAAUGCUGUGAUAAUUAAUUGUCAUACAUGUACAUGAUGUUACUAUAAUACUUGUCAUGGGCGAAUUUGAAGUUACAUGUUAGUCAUAUUAUAUUUGUAUUUGUUGACUGAUUGUAUUUAUCUACAGAAUUAAUAUUUAUAAUCUAGAUAUUUGUCACAUUUCUACAAUUUAAAAAGUUUGUUACAACAAUUCUUUAAAUGUGAAGUAAAAAUACAUACAGAACCCGUCAUUUUGUUCACUCUAAAAAUAGUAUAUCACAUUGCUAUUUCGUUUCGUAUUACAUAUGCUAUAGUUGAUGGUAAUGUGUUUUUUAAGAGAAAUAGAAUUGAUUUCGCCGACGCCAAAUGCCAUAGAGCUGAUUUGUUAAAUAAUAACGCUAUUGGAGUAUGUUCCAAUUUAUCUGGUCACCAUAAUUUUAUCUGAAUCCUGCAUUUUAAAACUAUAAAUACAGGCCCGUGAGUGUUUUUUAAGAGAAAUAUAAUUGAUUUCGCCGACGCCAAAUGCCAUAGAGCUGAUUUGUUAAAUAAUAACGCUAUUGGAGUAUGUUCCAAUUAAUCUGGUCACCAUAACUUUAUCUGAAUCCUGCAUUUUAAAACUAUAAAUACAGGCCCGUGAGUGUUUUUUUAAGAGAAAUAUAAUUGAUUUCGCUGACGCCAAAUGCCAUAGAGCUGAUUUGUUAAAUAAUAACGCUAUUGGAGUAUGUUCCAAUUAAUCUGGUCACCAUAAUUUUAUCUGAAUCCUGCAUUUUAAAACUAUAAAUACAGGCCCGUGAGUGUAUCAAAUUAACGUAUUGGCUAUCAUUUGAGCUGUCUCAGAAAGAAAUCGACCUUGUGCAAGUGCACGUAUCAUAUUGAUUGAUUUAAGAGCAUUCAAAUAUGAAAUAAAACAUUAUAUGUUUGUAAAGGUGUAACUUUAUUUUCAAAUAGCAACAGCUCAAAGAUUUUUGCAACUGACAAAAAGUUAACUGAAGUUUUGAUAUAUAUUUGCAUGAGAUCGAAUAUUAUCCGACGCAGCUCAUUAAAUGAAUAUGCAUAUAACAUAUAUCGCAAUAACAGCUAAAGCUUUUAUACAUGUUUUAAUAUCAAUUAUAAAAAGUACAGUCUGUAUUUGAGACAAUGUAUAUUCAAUUCACAUGUGUCACUUUCUAAAUAAAGGAAGCAGCCACCAUUCAAUCUUUACAAACACUUGUUUAAGCAUAUUUCUACGUAAAUGUUGCAUAUGUUUAAUAAAUUUCAACUUUUUUUGGCACAAAUGACAGACAUGACAGAAGCCAUCAAUGAUCGUACUGGGAUAGGUCUGACUGUAGUCAUAAAAUAUUGUUUUUUAAGAAAUUUAGUUCAAAUGUUUAACAAAAUUAAAAGAAAUGUUUUAUAAAGAAAUUAUAGAUAGAAAUAGCUGAAACCUAAGUGCCUCGAAACUAUAAUACCAUAUACAAUUGGUUGAUUGCAUAACUUUUUCGGUUAAAAGGUAAAAACGUGAUUGUGUGUUAAAUUCAGUGGUAUACCUUUUCAAAUAUAUGUGUUUUUAAUUAUAUGUCGUUAUAACUGAUUUUUUACCUCAACUUGUUUUUUUUAUUUUUCCUCAUCAUCUAAUAUAAGUUUUGGCUUUUACGAGAGAACAAAUACAGUAUUAUAUUAAA